Penicillium griseofulvum is the source of this 426-nucleotide messenger RNA. RefSeq lists its product as uncharacterized. Bases 1 to 426 code for a protein of 141 amino acids. NCBI's taxonomy places the organism in Eukaryota, Fungi, Ascomycota, Eurotiomycetes, Eurotiales, Aspergillaceae. The transcript has a single exon. The record is from RefSeq and is a predicted model, not a curated record.
AUGACCAACUACGGAGACACUUGGUCCACGACCUACGAUACCUACGACACCACAGGAUCAGCCUACAAUCCUGCGGGCUCAACCUAUAAUACCCUGGGCUCAACUUAUAGCCCUUCACGUUACAGCACCUACGGCGGUACUACCGACUAUGGCACAGUAGGCUACGGUUCAAACGCGACUGCUACAACUUACGAUACCGACACGGGCCGCGGCACCACAACAUAUGACCCUGCGACUGGUGCUUACGACCAGCACCUUGAUUACAGCACCCCCACCGGCCGCCGACACCACCGCGAGCGAGUUAACUCAGCCGGCACCUAUCGGCACCGCGAUGUUGACAGAUUUGAUGAUGGAUCCACUCGUGUCCACAAGGAAUACGACAAUCCCAACACUGGUACCAGUUACCACCGUGACUAUGAACGCUAA